Onychomys torridus (southern grasshopper mouse) is the source of this 3511-nucleotide messenger RNA. It is a transcript of the gene Srsf4, whose product is annotated as serine and arginine rich splicing factor 4. Gene Ontology annotation, cellular component: cytoplasm; nucleus; ribonucleoprotein complex. Gene Ontology annotation, molecular function: mRNA binding. Bases 242 to 1720 code for a protein of 492 amino acids. Gene Ontology annotation, biological process: alternative mRNA splicing, via spliceosome; mRNA splice site recognition. Lineage: Eukaryota; Metazoa; Chordata; Mammalia; Rodentia; Cricetidae. The transcript is spliced from 6 exons. The record is from RefSeq and is a predicted model, not a curated record.
CCAGCCCUGGCCGGGCGGGAAGCGGGCGCGCGCUCCCUCCCGUUCCCCUCCGCCCGGGGGGAGGGGGAGGGCGCGGGCCGCGGGGGCGCGCGUUCUCGAGCUGCGUGCUCGCGUACGUCGCCGGGCUUCGGCUGCGUCCGUCCCGCCGCCCGCCCGUUACCGCCGCCGCCGCCGCCGCCGCGCUUUUCCUUCGCCGGCCGCCGCCUGAGGGGGGCCGGGGCCAGCCGCCGCCGCCGCCGGGAUGCCGCGGGUGUACAUCGGCCGCCUGAGCUACCAGGCCCGGGAGCGCGAUGUGGAGCGCUUCUUUAAGGGCUACGGGAAGAUCCUGGAGGUGGAUCUGAAGAACGGGUAUGGUUUUGUGGAGUUUGAUGAUCUGCGUGAUGCAGAUGAUGCUGUUUAUGAACUGAAUGGCAAAGACCUCUGUGGUGAACGAGUCAUUGUUGAACAUGCCCGAGGCCCACGUCGGGAUGGCAGUUACGGUUCUGGCCGCAGUGGAUAUGGUUAUCGAAGAAGUGGCCGAGAUAAAUAUGGUCCUCCUACUCGCACAGAGUACAGACUUAUUGUGGAGAAUUUGUCAAGUCGGUGCAGCUGGCAAGACCUAAAGGAUUACAUGCGUCAGGCAGGAGAAGUGACGUAUGCAGAUGCUCACAAGGGACGAAAAAAUGAAGGGGUGAUUGAAUUUGUGUCUUACUCUGAUAUGAAAAGAGCUUUGGAAAAGUUGGAUGGAACUGAAGUCAACGGCAGGAAAAUCAGAUUAGUUGAAGACAAGCCAGGUUCUAGACGGCGCCGGUCUUACUCCAGGAGCCGGAGUCACUCAAGGUCUCGAUCUCGAAGCAGACAUUCCCGGAAGAGCAGAAGCCGAAGCGGCAGCAGCAAAAGCAGCCAUUCAAAGAGCCGAUCCCGAUCCAGGUCUGGUUCCCACUCCCGCAGUAAGAGCCGCAGCCGCAGCCAGAGCCGCAGCCGCGGGAAGAAGGAGAAAAGCCGGAGCCCCAGUAAAGACAACAAGAGCCGCAGCCGCAGCCGCAGCCCCGACAAGAGCCGCAGCAAGAGUAAAGACCACGCCGAAGACAAGCUCCAGAACAAUGACAGCGCUGGCAAAGCCAAGAGCCGCAGCCCCAGCCGCCACGACAGUAAAAGUCGGAGCCGGAGCAAGGAGAGGAGAGCAGAGGAGGAGAAGCGAAGGAGUGUGAGCAGGAGUCACAGCCAGGAGAAGAGACGCAGCCAGGAGAAGAACCUUCUCAAGAGCCGGAGCCGAAGCCGGAGCAAAGGGGGCAGCCGCAGCCGCAGCCGCAGCAAAAGCAAGGACAAGCGGAAGGGCAGGAAGAGAAGCCGGGAAGAAAGCCGCAGCCGCAGCCGCAGCAAGAGCGAGCGCAGCCGCAAGCAUGGCAGUAAGCGUGACAGCAAGGUGAGCAGCAGCAAGAAGAAGAAGGAGGACACCGACCGCUCCCGGUCACCAUCCCGCUCAGUGUCCAAGGAGCGGGAACAUGCCAAGGCAGAGUCUGGCCAGAGGGAAGGCCGGUCUGAGGGCGAAGGUGCAGGCCCCAAUCCAGAGCCCCGAGCCAGGUCAAGAUCCACUUCCAAAUCCAAACCUAGUCUCCCCGCAGAGUCGCGCUCCAGGUCAAAGUCAGCUUCCAAAACGCGCUCUCGGUCCAAGUCUGCAUCCAGGUCUGCUUCCAGGUCGCCCUCCCGCUCUAGAUCCAGGUCCCACUCAAGGUCCUAACCGGCUCUGCCACGCUGGAACUGCCGAGAAGUCUUUUGUACAUGUUGGUAGCCGUAGCACAAGAGUGAAGUAGAACACCCUCACUGCUGAACAUUGAACUCCCCGAACGGUGUGUCUCCAAUUGUUCAAUCUCAGUGCUUCCUCGGUACCGCCUCUGGCGCCAGGUCUCCCGCUCCACUGAAAAGCAGCUCCUCCAACCACCCUUUACUCACAGCAGGACAUCCAAACGCCUUGGCUCUCAGGCCCGGCCACGGCUAAAGGGAGCUCGGCACCCGGUCGGCUUCUCGGGCUGGAAUGAUGGCAUAGGUAGGUGUGGUGAGUUCAGCCGUUUGCCCUCGAGUCGAUGAUGCCCUUUGAUGUAUGCCACGUAGUGAAAGUGCAAGUCUUCAGUUUCCCGCCACUUUGGUUCCUAUUUCUGGACUUAACAACGUUGUGAAUAGCACAGUCAAGAGAAAUUGAUACCUGCAUAGCCCAUAGGAAGUAAACUGUAGAGUUCCAUAUUCUGGUAUUGUGAUUAUAUUGUUUUAUAUUAAAAAAAGAAAAGAAUUUUUUUUUAAUUUUAUUUUUCCCCGUCUUGCAAAGUAUAGUGACCCCUGUUUCCAUUAAAUUUGAAUAAAGACUAUUUUUGCUUGACAAAAUUUCAUCGUGCUUGAAUCUAAAUGGCAUUUUCUGAUGUCUCAUCUGUCCUGCUUUUUUUUUCCUGUGGUGGGGAAGCAGGACUUCCCAAAGGAUUUUCUCACCCAGCACAGUGAAGGCAAGUCUCCAGAGUUUGUGAUUCUGGGGUUCUCUUAAGAAGCUUGUGGUCCAUCUGAGGAGAAAUGAGGCUAUUUGGAAACAGCAUCACCAGUGAGUUCUUCACGAACAGAUUCUGUGCUUGUCAUGAGUCCACCCCAUCAUGAUCUGUAUCACUGUCAAAUCUGAACUGAAAACCAGGGGCAAGCUGCAGGAUGACCUUGUCCCAGUCAUUCUUGCACUGAUUGCUACUUAGCUCAGGAGGUGCCCCAGACAGUGCCUCCUGUCUGGUGCUUGAGGGACAGACAGCAGCAAGGAUGACACCAGGUACUUUAGGACAUGUGGCACGCUGGAGGACAGAGCACUGUACAGGAAUCUGUUGGGAUCUGUCCCGAGAGUUCAGGCUGGUCGUAGACCUGCAGGGGUCCUGGAAAUACAAAAUGAGGCUGUUCCCUUUCCUUCCCAGAGUUUCUGCUUGUCUGGGAAUGGCUAAGACAGAGCAGUAUCCAUUCAGGGAAGACAGCACUGUGCCAGGGAACAUGGCUUUGAAUAAGUGGUAGGCAAGCCCAGAUGAAGGUAUGGGAAGAGUCUUUAGUGCCAGGGAAGCCAGCCUCUGCCCUGUCAGCACAGAGGCCUUCAAAAGAACUUGAACAGGAAGGUGCUUGCAGAGCUGUGCUGGAGGCCUGCAGGCAACGGCUCUCAGUGUAAAAGACCAGGUGUCAUGGAGUGGGGUCGCGGCGGUGACGGGAGAGGGCAUAAGAGAGAACGGUGAGACAGGGCCGGUGCCUUGGGAGAGGUGUUCAGGUGGCUGGUGGUGAUGAAGCCACCCUGAGCUGGAGAAGAGCUGGUGAACUGGUUCGGCUUGGGAUCCCUAGAACAGUCUAGGCAGCCAAACUGGGGGGUUUGACUCUAAGACUCCUGUGAACUUCCCAUACCUUUAUCUGGGCUCCUCAUGUCGUCAUGACAAGGUAAGGAAUCCACCUCAAGAUCAUACAGGUCUCCAGUGGGUGUAAAAGAAGUGUCUUAAAAGUGUGGUGGUUUGGGUUUUUGUAUGUUUUU